Molecule: messenger RNA, 2428 nt
Organism: Sesamum indicum (sesame)
Lineage: Eukaryota; Viridiplantae; Streptophyta; Magnoliopsida; Lamiales; Pedaliaceae
Source: RefSeq, a predicted model, not a curated record
AAGAGACUCAAAACCAGAGCCCCAUUUCCAAAAAUACAUUCAGGAAAUAUACGUACACGCAUUUGCGUCUAUACACGAAUAUAUGGACCGAACAUCCUUUCAAUUCGGACAGAGUAGCAGUGAGAUUUUGUUUUUCUUUUUAAUUUUUCCAUUAUUUGAAUCUCAGCUUGCUCGAAUUGUGGCAGUGUCCUUAAUUCUGAAUUUGUGAUUCCUUUUUAGGUGCCUAAUGUGAAAUUGGUAGGAUUUGUGGGGGUCCUUGACAGAAAAAAUGAGUGAAUUUCGAGUGUUAUUUAUUUGAUUUUGUUUUGUUUUGGUUGGGAAGUUGUUGUUUAGUGAAAUUUGUUGUUGUGAGAUUUUUAUUUUGAUUUUUGAUUUUGAAUGGAGCAAAGCGAGGGAGGGGAUUUCCCUCCAAAAAAGCAGCCGCCGCCGCCUCAAUCGGAGGCUUCUUCUACUGCGGGAGUGGAUUUUCCAGCGAGGAAGCUAGUGAGGCAGCUGGAUUUCACUGGCUUUAGUGGUGGCGCAUCGAGUGUGGAACAGCCGCAGGUAGUGAAGCCCAGCCAGCAGCCUCCGCUUCCUCAGUUAGUGAAGCCGAGCCAGCCAACGAAGCCGCCACACCUGCAGCCGCCGCAGAUGCUGUUCAUGGCGAUGCAACAGCCUCCGCAGCCAGCUGCGCCACCUACUCACCCUUCCAUACGCCCUCUCGUGAAACCGGAAUCCCCAAGAUCGAGGCCAAGACAAGGUGUAAAUGAAGUAAAAGAUGGUACCCCAAAGAAGCAAAAACAGUGCAACUGCAAACAUUCGCGAUGUUUGAAGUUGUAUUGUGAAUGUUUUGCUUCUGGAACCUAUUGUGAUGGUUGCAAUUGCGUGAAUUGUCAUAACAAUGUUGAAAAUGAAGCUGCCAGACGUGAAGCUGUUGAGGCUACACUGGAGCGUAACCCAAAUGCUUUCAGGCCAAAAAUUGCUAGCAGUCCACAUGGAGCUCGGGAUAACAGGGAGGAAGCUGCUGAAGGUUUAGUUUCAGGAAAGCAUAACAAAGGAUGUCACUGCAAGAAAUCAGGAUGCCUUAAAAAGUACUGCGAAUGUUUCCAAGCAAAUAUUCUUUGUUCCGAAAAUUGUAAAUGCAUGGACUGCAAAAAUUAUGAAGGAAGCGAAGAGAGACAGGCUCUCUUUCACGGAGAUCAUGCCAACAACAUGGCAUACAUCCAGCAAGCCGCAAAUGCUGCCAUCACAGGUGCUAUUGGCUCUUCUGGUUAUGGGUCUCCCCCAUUUAACAAAAAACGGAAAGGUCAAGAUCUCUUCUUUGGAUCAACAAAAGACCCUGUACACAAGCUCGGACAGUUGCAACAGCCUAACCAUAUUAAGGCUUCUUUGCCUUCCUCUUCAUCAUCUUCAAUUCCUGUCGCUCGGUCUGGUAAUGCGUCCGGGUUGGGGCCUUCAAAAUUUACCUAUAGGUCUCUGUUAGCUGACAUCAUCCAGCCCCAGGACUUAAAGGAACUCUGCUCAGUGCUUGUGGUGUAUUCAGGAGAAGCUGCGAAGAUGCUUGCAGAGGAGAGAAAUGAAGCACAAAAGCGAGCAGGAGAUUCUAGAGAAACCUCAUUGGCUUCAUCGACUCAAGAUGAGUGUCAAAGCCAGAAGCAGUCUGUAGCUGAGAGUGCUCUGACUCAUUAUCCUUCAUUUGAAAACCAGACUGAGAAAACUAGACCUCAGGAGUCUGGUUCGGAUGGAGCUGAUGUAUCAAAAGGACGGCCAAUGUCUCCCAGUACUUUAGCUCUAAUGUGCGACGAACAAGAUACAGUGUUCACUACUGCUGCUUCCCCUAAUAGGUUAGAGGUUCAAAAUAACUUGUCUUCCCAGUUGCCGCUUGAGCAAGGAAUGACUGAAGCAUAUGCAGAACAAGAAAGAAUUGUCUUAACAAAGUUCCGAGAUUGUCUUAACAGGCUCAUCACUUUAGGAGAAAUAAAAGAAACAAAAUAUUCUUCAUUGGCACGAACAGUAUCAGCUAACGAAAAAGAUCUAACCAGCAACGACACUUCAAAUGUGAGAACUGAAACUAGAAAUCAACAGCUCAUCAGCAAUGGUGUCACCAUUCAUCGACAGAGGACUUCUGCAAUAGUUACUCAAACGGCUUCUGCUGUGCAUAAUAUCCCCUCUAUCAGGGCAAUCACACCUGCUGAAAAUGGGGAUGUAAGAACGAAACGGGAAAGAGACUUAUAAGGCGGUUAGGAGUAGACAUUUACCAAAAUAUGCUGCUACAUCUCUGUAAUUUAGGCCAAUGUAGAUCUGGCUUUUCUUCAAUGUUGCAGCAAACACUACACAUAGAGGCAAUUGUUAGAACUCUUUUAAAUCUGAUAGGAACUUUAUCUUAUCAUUGAUAAUAUUAAUUAUUAAGAUUUAAUUUUUUUUUUCCAUAUACUGAACAAUUUAUGUG